Molecule: messenger RNA, 675 nt
Organism: Fusarium vanettenii 77-13-4
Lineage: Eukaryota; Fungi; Ascomycota; Sordariomycetes; Hypocreales; Nectriaceae
Exons: 2
Biological process (GO): positive regulation of mating-type specific transcription, DNA-templated
Cellular component (GO): nucleus
Molecular function (GO): DNA binding, bending
Source: RefSeq, a predicted model, not a curated record
GUUGGCCGCACCAAGCGCCCUCUGAAUGCCUUUAUGGCUUUCCGCACCUACUAUCUGAAGAUGUUCCCCGACGUUCAGCAGAAGACUGUUUCUGGCUUUUUGACCACGCUCUGGAACAAAGAGGCUCAGCGCAACAAGUGGGCCCUCAUUGCCAAGGUCUACUCCUUCGUUCGCGACCAUCUGGGAAAGGCCAAGGUCAACCUGGCCGCCUUCCUCGCUCUUUGCUGCCCUAUCAUGCGCAUGAUUGAUCCGGCCGACUACCUUGAUACUCUGGGCUGGGUUGUUCAAGAGAAUACCGAGGGCGCGAUGACCAUCACCCAGGUCCAGGACGACGAGCAUUCUGUUGAGUCUACCAGCAGCCCCGAUGCCUACCCCACCUCUGAGAUUGAGCUCCUGGCCUCCCUCGUUGAGUCUGGCUAUCUCCCUGAGUAUGGACCUGCCCUCGUUCAGCUCAUGAGCCAGAACAACAACGGUAUGAUGACCCUGAGUGUCGACAAGGUCGACAAGAAGAAGGAGUUCAUCGAUGCGCUCGUCAAGAACCCAUACCAGGCGACGGAGCAGAUUCUCGGCCCCGUCUACGAUCAUGCCUACUUUCAGCGCAUGUCGGUCUACUCCUGGGAGACUGUCGACCUUGGGGAUUUCAGUCACAUCCCCAUCACUAUCCCAUACCCACCC